UUGCUCGGGCAAUAGUCGGUUGCCGUAAGCCAUAUCGAGAACACUCCUUGGAAAAAUUUACAAACAAAAAAUUCAGUACCUAUACUCAAGUCAUAUCCUUGAAGCCUUAACACCAAAUUGUAUAUUUCGAUUCUUUCUUUUGGUCUUUGAAAAAUUGUGUAAUUCCGAAUCAGUGAUUUUUUCGGUGAACCUUUUUUUUUUCAAUAAAAAGGAAAUAAAUUUUUGCCUUCAGGACUUUUGACCAAAAUGCAGUUUUUAAUGAGUUUUAGAGUAGUUUUAGUUUUGUUGGCCAUGGUCGUUGCUGGGAUGUGUGUUCCAACAUCUGUUUUGGCCAAAAAUACUGAACUAAAUAGCAAAGUAAAACGUUCAUCGAAUGAAAAAACACAAUCAUUAUCCCAAGCAGCCGGCAAUCGGGAGCACUACAAUGAAUAUACUACAAAUAAUAAAAUAUCAAAUAUGGAAAACCUAUCAGCGCCCACGUCAAACACUGCCACUUCUCUAAAUACCGCUCUAUCCGGCCCUAAUACUAAUAUCGAUGGCCACCAAGAACAACAACUUCAGAAUCAACAGCAGCAACAACAACAACAACAACAACAUCAUGCGUCAGCACCGAUACUUCAAAAACGCGGUGUUAACUCCCAAUUAUUGUACGGAGGGGCUGACUUGUAUAACAAUCCAAUUUCAUCGGCAGCCCUGGCUAAUGGCGGCGGUGGCGGAAGUGUUGGUGGCGUUUGGAGCGAUGAAAUUGACCCACCUCUAAUGUACUCCGAUUUGCAGGAGCUGCAGGAUGAAUAUCCUCGAGGUCAAUACCGAAGCAACAAUAAAGGAUACGAUAACCUUCAGAAUAUUCUUAAUUCAGAAGCAUAUUUGGAACCAUUUGCAAUGCCUCUUCAGUACUCGAGUCGUUAUUACGGAGACCGAAAGAAGCGUUCCAACAAUAAACUUAACAAGUAUGAUAUGCGUUUGAAACGUGAAUCAAAACUCACCCCUGCUGAUAUGUUAGCCUUGGUUGCUCUUGUCGAAGCUGGUGAACGUUCACGCAAGGAAUCUGAACCAGACACCUACACCAUUCCUGAAACAUAUUUCCCAUCAGCAAAAUCCUAUUAUCCCAACACCCAAAGCAUGAACAUGAACAACAACAACAACUAUGAAUACCAAAAUAAUGACGAUAACGACAUUAGCAGCCCGUGGGUUGAGCCAUCAAUUGUUGACUACUAUGGGGUUCCUUAUAACUUAGAUGCUAUGCCAAAGUAUGAAAUCGCUCGGGAACAUAAAUAUGGAAUUAAUCGCUAUCCAGCUAAGCGUUUUAUGGUUUCAAAAAAGAAAAGAUCUCUAGGUUCUGGUCGUUUUCUAGCUGAACCAAUGUCUGCUGUUAGUCUAACACCGGAACGCUAUGCCAAACUUUCAAAAUCUCAGAAAUAUUUUUAAAUA
Messenger RNA from Eupeodes corollae, 1431 nucleotides. RefSeq lists its product as uncharacterized. The record is from RefSeq and is a predicted model, not a curated record. Lineage: Eukaryota; Metazoa; Arthropoda; Insecta; Diptera; Syrphidae. The transcript has 5 exons. Bases 247 to 1428 code for a protein of 393 amino acids.